Molecule: messenger RNA, 885 nt
Organism: Mizuhopecten yessoensis (Yesso scallop)
Lineage: Eukaryota; Metazoa; Mollusca; Bivalvia; Pectinida; Pectinidae
Exons: 1
Coding region: 1-885 (294 amino acids)
Source: RefSeq, a predicted model, not a curated record
AUGAGUGAGAUCCUAAGCAAAGCUGCCAAAACCUCCACUAUUGGUGCUCCAAGUCAUAGACAUAAGGCAAAUGGUCUCACAGUGUGGAAUGAGAACAUUGCAUCCUCUAUACGAAACUCACGUAGAUGCCACUGGGAAUGGAAACUCAACGGUCGGCCAAGUGAUCCAGCCAAACCCUUGCUUAUAGCCAGGAAGUUUGCGAAGCAUGAGCUGAAGAAACAUAUUAGGAUCGCGUCUGCCCAGAAACUCAUGCAUGACCGAGAUGAGAUCAUGGAAGCUAGAUUAAAUGAUUCAGGGCGUUUGUACAAGCUUAUAGACAAGCAUCGAGGGAAACUGAGAGGGUGCAUAUCUGAGCUUAAGGUGGGUGAACAUACUUACAACGGGCAGGAAGUACUAUUAGGUUUGAAUCAACAUUUUGGCUCGCUAGGACGACCUACCGACAUUCCUCUCUUUGAUGAAAAAUAUGCAGAGCUAGUCGAAACAGAUGUGGAUACCAUCUCCGAUAUCUGUCGUAGUAAUACAGCAGACGUUACAUUUUCCAGAGAGGCAGUUGCAAAGGCCAUUCUUUCCCUAAAUAAGAACAAGACAGAAUAUAUUUAUGAUUUGGCAACAGAGCACCUACAAUACGCUGGUAAACGGGUACUGAAUGUAGUGACUUGGAUCGUCAACUCCAUCAUGAAGGCUGGAUUCGUCCCUCCUGCGAUGAAGAAAGGUACUAUAGUUCCCGUUUUCAAGAACAAGGGGAGUAAAUUUGAGGCGAAAAACUACCGUGGGAUCACUGUGACGCCAGUGGUAACCAAAGUCCCUGAGGCCUUAUUACUGCCCUCCAUAAGACCGCUCGUAGCAGAGAUCCAAAAUCAUCUCCAGAGAGGCUUCACAAAUUAA